AUGGCUUUAUGUUUACCUCUACUGGUUUUGUGCUGUUUCUUUAGAGUGAGCUUUAGUGAGAGUUUUCCUGAAUGGUUCAGCAACAUUUCUGCCAACCUCUUCAGUUUACCUGGGGACAUUAUGCUUGGCGGGCUCUUUCCCAUUAACGACCUCAACAGCAACGUCAGUGACAUAACAGAGCCAAACCAGAUAACCUGUGACAGAGUAAAUGAUCUUGGACUGGGACUUGCAAUAGCCAUGAAAUACGCAGUGGAUGAAAUCAACGGAAACCAGACUCUCCUCCCUGGCAUCAAGUUAGGUUAUGAAAUCUAUGACACAUGCAGCCAGUCGGCCAUUAUUGUAAAGCCCACUCUGUCCUUCCUCACUGAAAAAUCCAGCAAAGAACUAUCUGUGCGGUGUAAUUACACCACCUAUGAGACCAGCGUAGCUGCAGUGAUUGGUCCUUAUACCUCAAAAAUGGUGUCAUUCAUUGGAAAACUCCUGGGAUUCUUUCUGAUGCCACAGAUUAGCUAUGGGGCCACCAGUGACAAAUUCAGUGAUGAUGUUUCCUACCCGUCAUUCUUUCGUACGGUGCCCAGUGACAAAUGGCAAGUGGAUGUCAUAAUAAAGCUAAUAGAGGAAUUUGGCUGGAACUGGGUGGCAAUUGUGGGCAGUGACGAGGAGUACGGGCAAGAAGGUGUGCAGAUGUUCACCAAAUUUGCAGACAACACAUCUAUCUGUGUGGCCUAUCAGGGUCUGAUUCCAGUGUACACUGACCCUGUGCCAAUGGUCAAAACCAUCAUUCACAAUAUCCAAAUGACCAAUGUCAGAGUGGUAGUGGUGUUUUCUCUCCCAGAGCAAAGUGAAAUCUUUUUUAAAGAGGUUAUCAGGAGUAAUUUAACAGCUGUAUGGAUUGGCACCACAAGCUGGGCCAUCGAUGCUCGAGUGACUUCUCUGCCUGACAUUGAAACAGUUGGUACAAUCAUUGCAUUCAUUGACAAAACAGACACCCUCGGCCUGUUCACCGAUUAUGCAAUGGAGCUCUUCAAGAAACUCAGUGAAGAGCGGACAAAGACAUCCACUCCAGCCACAAAUCUUUACAAUACUAACAAUCCCUGCCCACAAUGCUGGAACUUGUCACCAGAUAAUAUUACCCUGGUAGAAGCACCUGCAGUGCAGACAUCAGCUUUCAGUGUGUAUGCCGCUGUCUAUAGUGUAGCACAGGCACUGCAUAACCUGCUGGAGUGCAAUUUAACUGCCUGUCAGUGGGGAUCUAGAAGCAAAAUCUAUCCCUGGAAGCUGCUGGAAGCUUUAAGGAAGACUUCUAUUAACAUAAAUAGCACAAAUCUGGAAUUCGACCAAUAUGGCAACCCGAACAUAGGAUACGAUGUCAUUCAGUGGGUCUGGACAAACUCAUCUCAAGUGGAUAUCAGAACUGUGGGAGAAUAUUCUGAGCAAGAACUGCACAUCUCCAAGAACCACUUUGAAUGGCAUACAGCAGAGGUUCCUACAUCCACUUGUUCAGCAAAUUGUGGUAAAGGCCAGGUCCACAGAGUCAAAGGCUUCCAUUCCUGCUGCUUUGACUGUAUUGACUGUUUGGCAGGCACCUACCAGGCAAAUAAGGACGACACCCAGUGUACUAAGUGUCCCAACCGUCAGUGGUCCCAGCAUCGCAGCACAAACUGCACUGACCCCAUCUUUAAGUUUUUUGAGUGGCACAGCCAGGAUGCUGUGAUAAUGAUGCUAGUUGGUGCGCUCCUGCUAAUAUGUCAGGGGUCAGUGGGUGUCAUGUUCCUGAUGCACCCAGGAACCCCCCUGGUAACGGCCUCGGGGGGUCCCUUGAGUUUUGUGGCUGUGUUCGGCCUGAUGGGAGCAUGUCUCAGUCUGCUGCUCUUCCUGGGGGCGCCAGGGGAUGUGGUGUGUCGUCUUCAGCUGCCUUUCACCUCCAUUUUCCAGACACUCACCCUCUCCAUUAUCCUUUUAUUCUCACUACAGAUACUCUAUGUAACAGAGUUCCCAGAGAUGGCUGCCUCUCAUCUGCAUUUGUUAAGAGGCCCUGUGAGCUGGCUGUUUGUGCUGAUCUGCUGCGCUGUACAGGCUGGUUUCUGUGGCUGGUUUGUUCAAGAAGGACCUUCAUUGUCUGGAUAUGUGGCAAAUAUGACAAUAGACUUUGUAGAAUCAUUCCUAUCGUGUCCUGUUUCACCUUUGAUUGGAUUUGCCUUAAUGCAGGGUUUCAAUGGUGUAAUGGCCCUUGCAUCGUUCAUGUGCACCUUCAUGGCAGUGAAGCCUCUUCAUCAGUAUAACUUAGCCAGGGACAUCACCUUUUCCACCCUGACCUACUGUGUCAUUUGGGUGAUCUUUAUUCCAAUCUACAUAGGAAACAAUAGUUCAGCUAACAAGAACAGGUCAAUUGUCCAUGUUUAUUUCAGCCUGGCAAGCAACUUUGGACUGUUGGCAGCCUACUACUUUCCAAAAUGCUAUUUGUUGUUAAGGAAGCCUGACUUAAACACACCAAAGUACUUCUGUACCUUCUUAGAGGGUGUCCCACCAACUCAAACAGAAGAGGAGCCACAGCCAAAAGCACAGGAAGGACAAUAGACAGUUAAACUGUUUAUAAAGUAAAUCAAAGAAUCUGAAAAACUUACAUUUAUUUUCUUUCAUCAAAGACAAUGAUUGUUAUAUAUACCAUAUCUUAGCAUAUUAUAAAUUGUACCAUCACAUUAGAUUAUAUGAUGCAUUGUUUCUGAGUUACUCGAAAAUGUGAGGUAUAAACAUAACACAGAAAGAGUGCUUUGUGCUUAUUAAUGAACAUACAGUCUUGUAGUUGAAAUUUUAUUAUUUUUCAGGAUUAUUGUUUUGCUUGGAAUAAUGUUAGUCACAAAAUUGUAGCUAAAAGUAGGUAACUUUGAGCUGUGUUAUUUUAAUAUACCGUAUUUUCCGCACUAUAAGGUGCAUUCAUCAUUAAUCAAACAAUGGCACGGAGGUGGAGGAAGCAAGAAGAAUGAGUUGAGUAAAGUUUAACUUAUCUGACUGUUUUGUUUCGCUUAAUGUGCCUUAUAAUCCCAUGUGCCCUAUGUAUGAAAACAGACCCGUUCAUCAACAGUGCGCCUUAUAAUCCCGUGCGCCUUAUUGAAGCCUUAUUGAGUCACUGACUAUAAUUUGCUUUUAAUCUUUUAACAGCAGAUUUCAUGUUGUAUAACUGACAGGUUUUUUUUCUUUGUUGUAUUUGUACUUGAAAGUUGU
This is a messenger RNA of Haplochromis burtoni (Burton's mouthbrooder), 3222 nucleotides long. Its product is annotated as taste receptor type 1 member 3-like. Gene Ontology annotation, molecular function: G protein-coupled receptor activity. Lineage: Eukaryota; Metazoa; Chordata; Actinopteri; Cichliformes; Cichlidae. Gene Ontology annotation, cellular component: membrane. The record is from RefSeq and is a predicted model, not a curated record. The transcript is spliced from 8 exons. Bases 1 to 2577 code for a protein of 858 amino acids. Gene Ontology annotation, biological process: sensory perception of umami taste; sensory perception of sweet taste; G protein-coupled receptor signaling pathway.